GUCCUUCAACUCCGCGAUGUGACUAACGAGCACAGCAAAGCGGCCACGCUAUUGGUCUGUGCCAACCGCACCGUUGACGCAGUGCGCCUUCUGCUCGGCUGCGGUCGCGUCAAGGAGGCCUUGGUGCUUUUUCGCCUCCGACUAUCGCCCGACCUGAAUCCAGAUCUGCACAAAGCCUGUCUCACCGCACUGGCUGAACGGCUGACUCACACGGGUCUCCCACACUCUGCUCUUUGCCACCUCGCCAGCGGCCAGACGGACAAGGCCAUCGAUCUGAUUCUCAAUUCAGUCCCUCACUCGGCGCCUCCGAUUGAUCAUAUUGCCGUCUACUGGACUGCCUUCUCGGUGCUUGAGGGCAGCAGCACCCUAACACUCCCAGCCACCGUUGCCAGUCUGGAGCUGCUGGCCUUCAAGCUGGCUCUCGCCUGCGUCAAGUAUGCUGCCGACUUUGAGAAACUGGAAGAACAGCGGGUGUUCCUGUCAGGCUGGCGAGAUACCCUAGACAGUAGCAACACUGAACAUCAGCUACCGCCGACCGCCACCAAAGCGCGUGAGAUUGCUCAAUGGAUUCUCGUCUGUGCGCGUUUCGUUCUGCCCUCUACGGUCGGGGUUAUUGCGCCGGAGGAAUUGCUUCCUGAUGAUUGCCAGGAUGUAAGCGCCACUAUCGCUCCGCGACUGGAAGUGUUAGUGCAGGACAGACCAGUGGGCGCAGAUCUACCCACCCAGCUUGUCCACCUCACCAUUGAUCUGUCCCUCGCGCUCCUCAGCCCUACUUCCAGCGGACAAGCCCGCCUGAAGGGCACACUGGACACCCUGCGUACCACUUUCUCUGACAGAUAUUCCACCUUUCAGCGUAAUGUGGCUAUGCUUUCUUCUCUGUCAUCUUCCCAGCAUCUUCCUGCAUUUAGCCACCUCAGCGGCCUUUUUGCCGUCGGCGCAGAGAUUGUCUGA
Messenger RNA from Dibothriocephalus latus, 951 nucleotides. NCBI's taxonomy places the organism in Eukaryota, Metazoa, Platyhelminthes, Cestoda, Diphyllobothriidea, Diphyllobothriidae. The record is from the annotation of a GenBank genome assembly.